CACCCUAUAUUCUCCAUAGAACCUGCGUCCUUUUUUUGUGGAAAAGUGGUGAAAAUGAAGGCCUCCGUAUUACUGUGUGCACUCUUCCUGUCUGCUGUUUCUAGUGAUGGUGAAGAAGUAGUGUCUGUGCUUGUGCCUGUGGAGGGAGAUCAGUUCACUUUAAACACUGAUGUGACAUUAACCCCACAACAAAGAAUAAGAUGGUAUUUUGAUGACACUCGCAUCGCUCAGAUAAUUGGAGAUCAGAGUUUCAUCUGUGAAGAUGAUGAGUGUAAAGAGAGAUUCAGAGACAGACUGAAGCUGGAUAAUGUGACUGGUUCUCUGACCAUCAUGAACUCAAGAAACACAGACUCUGGACUUUAUCGACUACAGAUCAUCAGCAGCAGCAUCACUAACAAGAUCUUCAAUGUUACAGUCAUUGGUGCGUCUGGUGCGGAUAGAGACAAGUGUGUGAUGAAGGGAGAUUCAGUAACUCUAAACACUGAAGUAAAAACAAACCAAAAUGACAGAAUUAAAUGGUAUUUUUAUGACACUCGCAUUGCUCAAAUCGCUGGAGAUCUCAUCUGUACAGAUGUUCAGUGUAAUGAAGGGACUGAUCGAUUCAGAGACAGACUGAAGCUGGAUCAUCAGACUGGAUCCCUGACCAUCACAAACACCAGAACCACAGACUCUGGAGAAUAUAAACUACAGAUCAUCAGCAGCAACAGCAGUGAAAAGAGCUUCAGUGUCUCUGUCUGUGGUGAGUCAUUUAGACACAAGUCCCAGACUAAAAAUAAACAAAACAGUUAAGAAUUAGGGUUACACUAGAUAUUUCAAAAGAAUAGAAGCAUUAUAGAU
This is a messenger RNA of Carassius carassius (crucian carp), 837 nucleotides long. RefSeq lists its product as uncharacterized. Lineage: Eukaryota; Metazoa; Chordata; Actinopteri; Cypriniformes; Cyprinidae. The transcript is spliced from 3 exons. The record is from RefSeq and is a predicted model, not a curated record. The coding region runs from base 55 to 789 and encodes 244 amino acids.